AUGGUCAAGAUCGCUAUCGCAGGAGCUUCUAGCGAGCUCGCUAGAGAAAUCCUUGACAGACUCGUCGCCACUGGGAAGCAUAACAUCACUGCACUUGUCCGUAAGGACCCAUCUACAUUUCCAGAGCUCCCAGGCGUCACCUGGGCCAAAACUGAUUACGAAAACAAGUCGGAGCUUGUUGAUUUAUUCCGCGGCGUCGAAACUCGACUCAUUGACGCAGCUGUUGAGGCCGGCGUGAAGAGGUUCGCUCCGUCUGAGUGGGCAACAGGAGCCAAACUCGCAGACUCGCUAGAUGUCAUGUCAUGGUAUAGCGGAAAGAUUGAGAUCAGAGAGUACCUCAAGAACCUAAACUCUGAUAGAAAGGUUAUCGAGUAUACACUCUUCCAACCCGGUGGCUUUAUGGAUUACCUUUGCCAUCCGUACAAGACUGCAAAGUACAUCACCACCACCGUCGUCAAUGUCGAUCUUGUCAAGAAACAUGCUAUAGUUGUCGAAGAUACCCUUGACGAUGAGAUCACUUAUACAAGUGUCAACGACAUUGCCAACAUAGUCACCAAGGCCAUCGACUUUGAAGGCGAAUGGCCCGUGAUUGGGGGUAUCAGUGGUGAUAGAAUCUCUAUUCGUCAGCUUCUAAAGAUUGGAGAAGAACUACGAGGAGAACCCUUUACUAUCGAGUGGCUCAAGAUGGAAGACCUCGCAGCUGGAGAACUCAAGACUAACAACUAUCCCCGACUUCCACUACCAUCGGUUCCCCAGGAUCAGGUGGAAGCUUUCUCCAAGAUGGUGGUCAUUGGCACUCUGACUGCCUUCCACCGUGGAGCUUGGACCGUCUCGGAUGAAUGGAAUCAGACUUUUCCAGACUACAAGUUUACCAAGGCCCAUGAGCUGCUGAAGUCUGCAUGGGAGGGUAAGAGCUAA
Fusarium subglutinans is the source of this 918-nucleotide messenger RNA. RefSeq names its product 2'-hydroxyisoflavone reductase. The transcript has 7 exons. NCBI's taxonomy places the organism in Eukaryota, Fungi, Ascomycota, Sordariomycetes, Hypocreales, Nectriaceae. Bases 1 to 918 code for a protein of 305 amino acids. The record is from RefSeq and is a predicted model, not a curated record.